AUGUUGUCGGAUGACGUCCACCUCUCGAUGCUACUCGCGAUGUGGGCGACAGGCGCAGUUGCGGCUGAGGCGCAGCACGCCAACCGGCGCCAACUUGUAGGCAGGGGUCAUUGCUUAGAAGCGGACGUCUACGGUCCCCAGAUGACGGUGUGGGAUCAGGUGCAGUACUUUACAAAUCCCGACUUUGCGACUGCUCUGGUGAACACAGUGUACUGCGCACGGGCCGUCGCGCUUGCCGGGCUGGACUCGGUUCUGAACUCCGCGUCCCAAAACUACACGAUCUUCUGUCCGUUGGAUGCCGCGUUCCUUGAUCUCGAGCAGACCGACAAGGCCCAAUUUGACGCUCUGCUCAGCGACCCUACUGAGGCGCUCCGCAUCAUGAGCUUCCACGUUAUUGAUCAUCUGGUCUUGUCGUCGUCGUUCCGGCAUGGGGACGACGACUAUAUGUUUACGGACAACGUCAUCACGACCCACCUCGGCCCCGAUGUUACGGGCGGGCACACGCGCUACAAGGUGGCCACCGCCGCCGCCACCGAGGGAGCUGCGCCGACCGUCGCCUUUCGCCGCUUCUCCGAGUUUGAGAAGCUGCACGCUGCGCUCGGCAUCGCGGUGCCCUUCCCGGUGGCAAAGACGUACGGCAUCAAGGGCGCGAGCGACGCGACCAAGCGGGAGCGGCGGCACAAGCUGCAGGAGUACCUGCGCCAGACCGCCGCAGCCUUCCCUGCCGACAACCCGCCGCAGGCCCUCCUCACCUUUCUGGGCUUCAAGCAGCCGACUGGAGCCGCGCGUUGCGCGUCAACCGGCGGCGCGGCGGCCGCAGCGGCGAGUGAGGAGGAGUGUCCCAGAAGCUGA
Molecule: messenger RNA, 852 nt
Organism: Emiliania huxleyi CCMP1516
Lineage: Eukaryota; Haptophyta; Isochrysidales; Noelaerhabdaceae
Exons: 4
Coding region: 1-852 (283 amino acids)
Molecular function (GO): phosphatidylinositol binding
Source: RefSeq, a predicted model, not a curated record